Messenger RNA from Letharia columbiana, 222 nucleotides. RefSeq lists its product as uncharacterized. The transcript has a single exon. The record is from RefSeq and is a predicted model, not a curated record. Lineage: Eukaryota; Fungi; Ascomycota; Lecanoromycetes; Lecanorales; Parmeliaceae. The coding region runs from base 1 to 222 and encodes 73 amino acids.
AUGAACGUCUCCCAUCUGACGACAUCGCCAGGCAUGUCCACCGCAGCCCAGCCGCCGGAGAAGACGCCCAAGGACACCUUGCAGCAAUGGUACAAGUCGGCCAACGAUCUUCUCAUUGGCCCUGUCCGUCGGAAGCGGAUGCCGGCAGGUCGCCAUGCGGUCGUUGUCAGCCCGCCAGCCAAAGUCGAAGCUCAGGUGCAGGGCGAGGCUAGGAAGCAGUAA